AUGGUGGAGGGGUUCGUCGAAGCUUUCACAGCUGAGCCACACCCAGCUGGUGAUCCUCUUCCCGUUGCAGUUCGGGGCACUGGUGGCCCGUCUCUGGGCUAUGGUCUGGGGGUCACAAUAACUGCACUCCUCACUUUUCUAGGUUCGGCAAGCUUGUUGAUUUGUUUUGGUGGCUGUCUAUUCUGUCGAAAGCACAGGGUCCAGGCACACGAUGUCAUUGGCCUCCUCGCGGCGGUCCCAUUCUGCGCGAUGCUGUGGUGCGGGUAUGAGAAGCUCAACGCUCAUAUCUUCCUUACACCCCAGUCAAAUAUGAGCCGAGAGGCCCUUGGACAGCUGUUCUUUCUCUCAUUUGUUGGAACGAUGAUGUUCUACGCGAUUUGUAUACUCGCCAAGUGCGCAAUCCUCCUCCAAUGGGCCCGAGGCCUCUUCUAUCGCGGCGUCUCGCCCGCUGCAUCCAGAACCUGCUAUAUCCUAAUCGUGCUCAUCCUCGGUUACUUUCCAGCAAUCAUUACGUUCUUGAGUCUGCGAUGUCGACCGCUGGAGAAGGCCUUCAGUCCGUGGAUCCCGGUUUCCCGCACUACCAACGCCCCCGUUGCCUUCACUACACAGGUUUUGUGGGCACAGAGAUCAAGAAAGGUGAUGUGGGAAGUCUGGGUAGCCUACUCGAUUGGUUUCCUGGGUGUUGGCUGCGCUGUGGGCCAACUACAAGCAUUGCAUCGAGAUCGAAAUCGAGACGAAGGGUCAAACCUUAUUUCCGAAAUAUACCUGUGGGAGCUGGCCGAAUGCACCAUUGUUCUCAUGAUAUUUUGCCUGCCCACGUUACAGUCGCUGGUCGAUGGCGCCAUCUGCAGGCGAAGGAGGAAUCAAAUGCAGGCACAGGGAAAUAUUGUGAAUGACUUCUCACUUUCCGAGGCAAUCCCGAUGAAAAGAAUUCCUGAUGCAAACACAUCAUAUGUUAUGGAAGAUCCUGCUCCUGAACCGACAGGGAACAAGAGGAAGAACUGGUUUAGAGAGACACUACCUUCGAUCCAGGAGUGA
Molecule: messenger RNA, 1038 nt
Organism: Clonostachys solani
Lineage: Eukaryota; Fungi; Ascomycota; Sordariomycetes; Hypocreales; Bionectriaceae
Source: the annotation of a GenBank genome assembly